Acanthisitta chloris (rifleman) is the source of this 2784-nucleotide messenger RNA. It is a transcript of the gene DYNC2I1, whose product is annotated as WD repeat domain 60. The record is from RefSeq and is a predicted model, not a curated record. The transcript has 22 exons. Gene Ontology annotation, cellular component: cytoplasmic dynein complex. NCBI's taxonomy places the organism in Eukaryota, Metazoa, Chordata, Aves, Passeriformes, Acanthisittidae. Gene Ontology annotation, biological process: intraciliary transport. Gene Ontology annotation, molecular function: dynein light chain binding; dynein heavy chain binding.
AUGCAGCCAGGCUCUAGAAGAACCAAAGACGAUACUUGGAAAUCAGAAGAACUUAGGAAACAUCUUAAGGCAUCACAACCAGAUAAUCAAAGUGAAGACCAAAAGCACAGAGAAAAGAAACUGCAGAAAGAGAAGUCUGUGCUUGACAUAGACACUCAUAGACAUGAACGCAAAGACAGAGGGAAGAGCAAGGAACGAACACGAGAGAGAGAGAGAUUUAAAUCUAGUGAAAGAGACAGGGAUAAAAUGAGAGAGAGAGAGAAGGAUAAAGAACAUCAGAGAGAAGGAGACAGAGAGAGACACAAGGAUAAGGCUCAAGAGUCUCAUUUGGAGGAGAGAUACAGUGUACCAAAACAUAAAGAUAGGGAGGGCGAUAGAGAACGAGACAAAAAGCAAAGAAGACAUGACUUAAAGCAAAUAGAUACACAAAAUAAUCUGAAAUCAUUGGAAGGAAGAGAUAAAGAACAUCACAGAAGGAGAGAAAGCAGGCAUCGUUUGGAGGAGGAGAAAACAAGAAGUGAAGAGCAAGAAAGAAGGCAUAAAGAAAAGAAGGAUAAUGAUGAAAGAAAGAAAAUUGACAAAUCUUUAGUCUACAAAGUUGAAGCAGGUGAACGUGCACACAAGUUAGAGAAAGAUCAAGAGUUGGAUAAAGAGAGAGAAAGAAGACACAGAGAAAAAAGAGAACAUUCUGAAAUGAAAGACACACACAUCUAUAAUUCAGACACAUUACCUGAUGACUUUUCAGCAAAUUAUGAAGAUGAUUUUGAAGAUUAUGAAGAUGAUUUUGAAGAUGAUGAAGACAAAGGUGGUGAAGAAAGAGAUGCAGAAGAAAACCUAAGAGAGGUUCCAUUUUCCAGAACAUCAGAAAUUGAAGAAAUUCAAAGAGCAAUUAGUGCAGAAAAUGAUAGAGUUUUUACUUCAUUGCCAAAGAAACUUGAAAAUGAAAAAACAGAACCAAUCAUGGAAAACCAAUCCUCUUCUGUCAGAAACUCUUUUUGUGGAAUAUUCAUGGAUUUUCAAAUGGCAAACCAACGACAAAGCAGCCAAAGUAUGGCAAGUAAGCAGAAAAAACGAGCUUCAGAGCUUCUCCCACUAAUUGACUUGGACUUCUCAGUUAGUUUGUCACUCCUGGAUUUGCCUCCUGUAAAUGAGUACGACAUGUAUAUCAGGAAUUUUGGUAAAAUGAACACUAAGCAGGCAUAUGUUCAAUGUAACGAGGACAAUCUAGAUAGAGACAUUCAAACUGAGGAAGUUGAGACAUUGGAGAAAUGGACACAGCAUCCAGGAGAAAGUGCCCUUGUGUCUGGAGGUCCCAUAAACAGCCAGGAUAUGUCAGGGAAUGGAGCUCUAACACCUAAAAUUGAUUCACAAAGAUUAGCAAAUUUCCUCCGGUCUGCUUGCCAGGUGAUUGCUGUAUUGCUAGAGGAAGAUCAAGUUGCAACACAACCCAGGAAACUAAGAUCUCGACAAACCAGUCUGUCUAUUAGUGAUAGCUGUUUCCAGUUAAAUACUAACCAGCCAUUUCUCCAUGACCGAAAAAUAUCCUACCUGUAUGUCUCUCAAGUUCAGAGGCAGACACUACUUUCUGUUCAUGGAUUACCUGAAAAGGCAGGUGUUGGUUUACUGAACAGAAAGAGCCUCAUAUGUGUUUGGAAUAUCUGGCAGCCCUCCAGUCCUCAGAAAGUUUUGAUCUGUGACUCAGAGGUGAUAUGUUGCUGCUUUAGUCCCAGUAAAACAACAUUAGUUUUUGCUGGAACAAUAGAUGGUUCAUUGCUGGUGUGGGAUCUUCGAGAAGACUCAAGAAUGCACCCUCAUAUGAUGAUCAGUGAAACUGACUGGACUUUCAGAGUCCCAACAUUUUCCACUGAUGGCAUUCUAAAGUCAGUAACCCACACCUCUCCUAUACUAGCAGUGGAACCUGUCUCAACCUCUCUUGACACUGAUCACAACUAUGGGCUCUCAAGUCUCUCGUAUCAGGAGGAAAUGUCAGGCCCUCCAUUUCAGAUAGCUUCAAUGGAUGAAAAUGGAAUUCUCAAUAUGUGGGUAGUUGUUGAAUUACAAAAAGUGGAUUUAGCUGGUUCACAAACUGAUUUAGGUUUAGUUCCUGGAGGGAAAGUGAAGUUAGUACAUAGUUCUACUAUGGAAUUGAAUAACAGGUAAGAAAAUGGGGGUGAUAUUCACCAGAGAAUGCCACAGACAUUGACUAUUAAAUUUCUGUCUUCUAAUCCUAAUCACUUCAUUGUUGGAACAAACAUUGGUCUGGUAGGCCACGGUACAAGACAUGAUUUAAAAGUUGUUCCAAAGCUAUUCAGGCCCCGGGAGAGCAGACUGAGAUCAAUAAGCAUCACAGCAAUUGAUUUCUUCCCUUUUGGAAAGCCACUAUUUUUGGUUGGCUGCUCGGAUGGGAGUAUUAGGUUGCACCAGAUGACAUCAGAGCAUCCCCUUAUGCAGUGGAAUGACAGCACAAAUGGACAGCCAGUUAUUGCCCUGCAGUGGGCUUUAACAAGACCUGCUGUGUUUUUUGCCCUGGAUGCAUCAUCUAAUAUUUAUAUUUGGGAUCUUUUGGAAAAUGAUUUGUUGCCUGUGGCAAAGCAGACUAUGCCAUCAGAGAAGGUUGUAACUAUGGCUCUAGUGGGUGAACCAGAAAAAGCCAAUGGAUUGUUGGGCAUUGUGCUGGCCAAAGAGUCUGGCCAGAUGGACAUUCAGUACGUCAAGAAGAAGUGGGCAUUACCUCAGCCUGAUGAGUCUGACAAACUGCACUCGGUUUUAUUGCAGUCUUUUUAG